CACUGCCUUCUCUAUUUACACGUCUCUACUGACAGGAAUUGUGCUGCCCAUGUGGGACCUUGGGACUGCUGUUCAUACACAUUUUUUCCUCAGAAAUGUGAUACCAAUCUAUUGCACAAAGACUGCAAAAGAACUGCACUGAUUUUUUUUUUUUUUUCUUUAUAGAAGUGUUCCCUCAAUGUGAUAGGUACUGAACAUGACUGCAAAUAGCAAAUUACUUAAUCAUCAACUAUAUAAGUACCUGUUUGUUUUGUCAUGAAGUGAAACUUGCGAGCAAGAUCCUAUUACACAUGAAGUGGCUUCUUGCAUCCUUAAAUAUUAAUCCUCAAGUAAAAACAAAUUAAAGAUACUCCCAGGUCACUUGAGUAAGUCUGAGCUGAUGCAUCCCACUCUCCCGUAUCCCACAUUAAAUGUUCUUUGCCUUGUCUUUGUGCCAACACCAACAUUUUUGCAGCCUCUGAAUGGCCUUGGCAGAAGGAUGGGGAUGUAAACUGCGAGGGACCCGGCUGCUGGGGGGGGCACAGGAGCCAUUACCAGCCAUUGGCAGCAGGAACAGGGCUCAAAAGUACAGCGAGCCCUGCAAGGGAGAGGGUUUGCUAAGGACCUGUGGUCUUAAGAUGGAGAUGAUGGGAAGUGUUAGGAGGGUAACUCUGAAAUGAGAGAAGCCCCUGAAACGGAAAAAAAAAAAAUGGCAACAUGGGGUGGUGGAGACUCAAGGUGGAGGAGAAAGAGUGGAAGGCCGCAGGGGACUGUGCAAGAAAUAGGGAUGUGAAAGACGGCAGGCGGGAAGCCACAGGAAGGGAAGGGAGGAGAGAGGCCGGGGCUGGGGUGUGCGGGCACAGGCAGGGGAGCAGGUGUGUGGAGCGCGGAGCCGAGACGGGACGGGUCUGAGGACAGCGAGGGCUGAACGGUGCGCUGCACCCGCCCAGCGCCUGGUACGGCCGGUGCCAGCGCGGCUGAGCGCGGGAGCGAAGGACACGGUCCCGCCCCGUGUGCCCGGCCCGGGGCUCCGCACCCGCGAGACGCUGCCGGCGGGACCCCUGGGGGAACGGGCGCUGGGCCGGCCCUGGCGCCCCUCGGCCGCCGGGGAACCCGCGCUGCUCAAGGGGCCGCCGCUGCCCUGGGGCAGGGAGCGGAGCGGCUCCGGUGCUCCCAGGGCUCGGCAUAGCCCCGCCGCCGCCCACUGCGACCACCCCCGAGGAGGGGCAGCGGCACGGCCCGGCCGCCACCGGCUGCGAAGGGCGCCCAGCCGGGAAGCGGAGGUGCCGCUGACACCGCCGUAGCCGGGUCCGAGCGAGGCACUCGCCCGCCCGGCAGCGGGCCCAGGGCCAGGGCCAGGGCCAAGGCCGCCCGCUCCGAUCGGCGCCGCCCGCCCGGGCGGGCCCGGGGCCGCCCCCUCCUUCUCCCCGCAGCGCAUUCGCCGCGGGGGCCCCUCUCCUGUGACGUCAGCGCCGCCUAAAAAAGCGCCCCGGCAGGCAGGGCAGCGGGCUGGGCAGCGGUCGCAGCGGCGACAGCGACGGCCACGACAGCAGCAGCGCGCGCCCCGCCGCCGCCAACAUGGUGUCCCCCGUCACUGUGUAGGUGAUGUGUGCAGUAGAACUCUUGGAUUGAUGGAACCAAGCUGGUAACUGAAGGAGCUGUGGCUUGUGCCAGCAAUACGAGGAGCUGCCCCUGCAGUUCUGCACUGCAGGCUGUAUUGCCUGAUACUUUGGAUGACUUUUCCCCCAGUUACUACCAUGUACCUGUUUGCAGAAGGCAGUACUUGGUUGUUGUGAUAGUGCAUCCAGGGUGGUCUUGCAGAGUGUUGUUUCAACCAAGUUUUGAGGCAAAUUACUAAAGCACGAGUACGUGCUGGGAAGGGCAUACAGAGUUCAGACUGGAAGACUUUAGGAAGGCAAAUAAUGCAGGUGUGAAGCUAUGGGGAGCUGGAGGGAUGAUAAGACCGGGAGCUGUGACCAGAGCUAUUUGCCAUUGCUGUGGAGGUAUCUGCACCAAGGCAUUCUGCAUCAAAGGAAGAUGAACACUGGUCAUAACAAUGUCCCAUGAUGCAGGAAGUGAAGAGUGAAGGCCCCAAACUGGUCCCCUUCUUUAAAGCCACUUGUGUCUAUUUUGUCCUCUGGCUGCCAACUUCCAGCCCCUCCUGGUUCAGUGCCCUCAUUAAAUGUUUACCCAUCUUUUGCCUGUGGGUUUUCCUUCUGGCUCAUGGGAUUAACUUCUUAGUGUCACACCGGAGUGCCAGCCGCAUCCUAGCAGGACUCAUAUUCUCGGCAGUAGGAGACGCCUUUCUCAUCUGGCAGGAGCAGGGCUACUUCAUUCAUGGUCUGCUGAUGUUCGCCAUCACACACAUCCUGUACUCUUCAGCCUUUGGCAUGAAGCCUUUGCACCUCAAAGCCGGCUUACUGAUGGGUGUUGUUUCCAGUUCCUGCUAUGCCUUCCUGUACUCCUACCUCUCGGGUCCAUUCACCUAUCUGGUGGCCGUCUACAUAGCCCUGAUCGGCUUCAUGGGCUGGCGGGCGGUGGCGGGUGUGCAGCUGUGCAAUGACCUGUGGACAUGGACCAAGCUGUCAGCCUGCGUGGGUGCCAUGCUCUUCAUGGUGUCGGACCUCACCAUCGCGCUCAACAAGUUCUGCUUCCCCGUGCCCUACUCACGCGUCAUCAUCAUGGCCACCUACUAUGCGGCCCAAAUGCUGAUUGCACUGUCGGCCGUGGAGACCAGAGAUGAAGAGGACUUCAGGAAGAGGAGCUAGGUGGAGUGCCAAUAGUCUGUGAACACAUGGGUUAUAUCUCAGGUGCUGUAGCUGCAUUCACCCCUGAGAGAGAUCUCCAUUUCUCUAGGCACACUGGUGAUGUUGAUUUUGCUUCUUUGAAGCAUUACCUUUGGGAAUUACAUUCUUUUCAUUGGCUUUCUCUGAAUACAGCUUACUUCAGUGUGGAGUCCACAUCAGAAAGCUUAGACUGUCCCUGCAGUAGUUACUCAUUCAACUUUUCCUCCUUGGAAGUGCAUUUUACUUGUGAGUCUUGAAAUUGAUGCUGAAUGUCUGGGAAGAGGAGGGCUGGUGGAAAGGAGGUUUGGCCAUGCACUGUGCUAAAAGGCUUGCUCUCAACUGUAGGCAGACAGGCACAGAUGUCUGCUAAAGUCAUAGGUAAAAAUUAAUUUAACCGAUGUUUAUCUAUUUUGCGCAUUACAGUAUGCAAACUGGAGCUAUUCCUCCAUUAAAAGGAAGCUUGGAGGGAGAAUAAAAACAGCAUAUCCAGCUAGGAGCUGAGCUCUGGAGUCAAUGGCCAGCAGAACCAGCAUGAAAGCAGAACCCCAAGCUGAGGGCACAGAGUGGGAGGUGUGCUGGCAGUGCUGUGUGCUUUGAUUGCAGUGCUUACUACUCCAGGGCAGGUCUCCAGGUGCAGGUCAGCAUUGCUGCCUGCGGCAGAACUGUAAAGAGCAGGAAUUUGGUGGGAUAUCAGGUGUUCUCCCUCUCCAUGUGCAUGCAGUUACACAGUGCCUGCAGCUGCCAGUGAGAUGGAAUGGGCACACAAGGAACUUUGAUUUUUAAAGCAGAACUUAGUCAUUGUCUUACUUAUUGUAUGUCCUAAUUAUCCUUACUAUGGCAGACAGGCAUCUAAUCUUUAUGCCUUUUUUCUCCAAUGUUCUAACAAGUGAUGUACCCAUGUACACAUUAAGUUUUAGUAGCACUUUCAGUAAUACUUUCAGUACUGCUGCCUGCAGUAUCUUAAACCUUUGUGUGAGCAUUUCCUGUGAUCAUGGCCCUGAUUUUGGAUGUAGAUUGCCACAUUUUGCCAGCUGGUGAAAAACAAUCCUCUUUGCACCACUUCUUUUUUUGUCAGAAAGCCCCUUUUCAGCAGAGCUUCUGUCCUUUGUGUUCAACACGCCUGGCACUUCCUUCUCAAACUCACAUGAACUCAUAUAGAACCCUGCUAGCUUUUUCCUUUUGUUGAGAGGUGCUGAGUGGGUCUCCUGCUCCUCUCCAGCCUCACCUGGUGUGCCUGGCAGGGAAUAGGCAUUGCCUCCCCACGACUUCUCCAUCAGUGCAAUUGCAGCCAGUAUUACAGAAAUCUGGGUUAGCCAUCCUGACCCCAUGGGGGCAUCUGCUGCUUUUCAGACAGGGAUCAGAAAGGUCAUCUGCAUUAUGGAGAGGGAAAGCACUGUAGGUAGCACAGCCCCUGUAAUCCCUUCCCUUUAAUGCUGUUAUGUAAUACUGUCAGUAUUCAUUCACUGGCGCAUGGGGGCCUGCCUGGAGUAAACAGCCAGGGGAAUUUAGAGCCAUACACCAUUUUCAUUCUUCAGCAUUGCUUAUCUCCUGGCCACAGAUUGAACCCUGCAGUGUAGCUCUCUGCAGAUGUCACCUGCUGUUACUCAGUUUGGCUGUUUGCAAAUCUCCUCCUGCAACAAAGUGACCCAGCUGAGAGGAAGUCUAAGCAUUUGAGGUGAACCCCACCAUCCUCCCAGCAUGUGAGCAGAUAGCACACUGCAGUCUUUGAAUCCCAGCUCCUUGGCAUGGGUCAGCACACUCAGUCUUAGCUGGCAGUUCUUCAGAGGAGCUCCCCACAUCCUGAGCUUCCCUUUGCUUUGAGGGAAAUGUUUGUGUGAUAAAGUAAGCUUUAUUUAAAAGUCUUGAGUUUUGAUUCUCUUUUUUCUCCUCUCUAGAAACGAGUAGUCUUGAACUGCUUAAAAAUAGCUGAGUUGCUUUUCUGUUUGCUUUUUCUUCUUGGCUUGCUUUGCUGUCCUGCUGUACCAUCAGCCACUGGAUACCUGCAGAAGAGUCUUGAUGUGUUAUUAGGAGGCCUCUCCUCUCCACUGGCCAUCAGAGGUGCAGUUUCUGGUGGCAGAGGUCUCUGGGUGGGACAGCAAAACUUGUGCAGCCCAAGUGGGCUGUUGUUCCCUUGCUGUCCUGGAACAGGUCACCUGGAGUGACCUGGCUGGGACAUAUUGGCCAGUCACACUGGCUCCAUCCCCUGCUGCAACAGCUUCAGCCUUCCUGGGAACAUAAGGCAGAGCCCUCAGCAUACAAAGGAGAGCUCUCGUUGGUUUGGAGGUUUGCUGGCAACGGCUCUUCAUCUUCAAAAUCUCUCUCUGGCUCUGCAUUCCCCUUUCUAAUCCCUGUUACUUGAAUGAGACCAUUUUCCUGGAGGCUCUUCCUGCUGGGAAGAGACCAGCUGCUGUGGACUGUGAUCUGACACAAUUUUGAGAUGCCUAAAUCCUGAGAAGCACUAAGCAGUUGCUGGCAGUCUGUUAAAUAACUUUUCCUGGGAUUAAAACUGUUCCCUCAACCCCAGCGAGGGCAAUCUUCACUUUGAAAUAGAGCAAAAAAUGAAGUGGUGUUCAUAUGUGACAAAUGGCGUUACUGUCUGUGGGGCUGCGUUUGUGGACCCUCCUGUUGUCUCUUUGCCCUGUAAAAUUUAGGUCAAAUCCAUUCUUCUCCUUUUCAGGAGUACAGUUCUUGAGAAGCACCCAGUCUUUGGCCCAGGAAUGUUACAGAGGGAAUGAAGCCUUCCAGGUGCUGUAGUGUUCCUGGCCCCAGCAGCAGCAGCUCCUUUUGUUGCUAAGUACGGAGGCUUUCUUUUCACACUGCUAUAUCCAAACAUCCUUCUGCAAACCUGUCUAUGGUCACUUGAGCUUACACACGUGGUUUGGUUACUUUCUGUAGUUAUCACUAUCUUGAAGGUCCUUUGGCUCUUUAAUUGGACAUAUAAAAGAUGCAGCACAUUUACUUCAGCCUCUUUCUGUAGGCAGAUCCUCCUUGCACAGAACUCUCAGGGUCAGUCAGGGAAGCAGUGUUAAUUGCAACUUGUUUUUAAGUGCUAGUAAUGCUGUGUCACAGGGUGAUGCUUGUAGAAACAGCAGCUCAAGAAGAACAAAGCCAGAGGAUUUUAACUUUAAGCUUUACUCUUACUCUGUGCUGGAUACCUGGCUUCCUACUCCUCCAUACUGAGGCAUCUGUAAGACUGAUUGGUUUAAGGAUUACUCUAACAUGGCUUUUGAGUAGAUUGCUUGAAGGUUUCAUGUUGUCAUCAGUAGAGGUGAUUAAUAUAUUUUUAGACAAGUUUAUAAAAUUCCCAGGAGGAGCUUGGCAGUUUUUAGUGGCUCUUCAAAGUUUUCCAGUCCUGUAGGUUGAUACUAACACCUGCAUUUUCAUCUUGCUAUUGUGGUAUUUUUGGAAGCUGUUCUGGAGAAGCAGAUCAAAGCAAACAGCAACUGUAGAGCUUAGUGGCAGAUGCCUCUUUCUCUUUGCUUGGUUUCUGAAUGCAGACAGGGCAUCUUUUAAGCAGAGGCAUCAUAACUGUGUUAUUGGAAGAGGAUAGGAAGUUGCUGACUUCUCAUUACAGAAAUCCUCCUGGGUAGUUCUCCUGCCUUUUAUCCAUGCUCACUUCUUGUGUGGCCUUGGGUGAAUCACUUAAAUUUUCUGGGGUCAGGUCCACAUGUGGUGUACGAGGACCAGUGCAAUGCCAAGUUAUCCCAGCAGGGGACCAGGCCCUCACCCCAUUCUAAAAUGGAGAUAUUACCCCUUACCUACCUCACAAGGAUAACAUGAGGAUUGAUGCUCAUACAGCACUUUGAAGAUGUCAAGUGCUAUGUAAGUCACGAGUAUUAUCCAACUUUAAUGUUAAAAUUGCUUUUAGGGAUCUGCAGGACUUCUCUUAAAACACAGAAUGUGUGACUGCCUUUUCAAUUUGCAUCAGAUAGAAAAAGACUGCAAAAUAUUUAUUCAUGCUGGUUAACAGGAUGGGCUCAGCUACACUUGAACUCUGUGGGAGGUUUAGCUUAAAAAUCUGAACUCUCUAAUUUCAGUUUUGCAAAUGAUUUUUAGUUCUUCUAAAAGCCUUGACCAAAUUCUUAGAUGUGAACCUUGCAUCCAACUUUUGCAGUCUGGUCUUGUCUCUCACUCUUAGCUGGAGUAAAUAUAAUCCAGCCAAAACAGAGUGCCUCACAGUCUGCUGUGGCUUUUGAAAAAAGCUGGAACAGAAAAUGAAAUCAUUCUAUUCAACCUUCUGCAGAAGGUCAGCUGGGUUUCAUGAGACAACUUUCAAAGGGAUCUUUAAUUUCUCUUAUUGUAAGUUUCACUGGCUUUAAAAACAGCAGAGAGAGAAAGCCUUGAUGGAAUCAAUAAGGUCGGCACAUCCUUCUUGAAUUCCCUUUUUUCAUCCAAAUGAAGGAAACAGUGGGUUUUGUAUCAAAGGAAGUGCAUGUACCACCAGUCCCAUGGCCCAGAACAAAAGUUGAUCUAGAAAUACAGCUCUCAACCGUCACCAUGUUCUCAACUAGGAUAAAAAUGCCACUGUUCAUUGAUCUAAAUCUGGGCCACAGCUAGAAACUACCUGGUUUUUGUAGCACUAGCUGCUGUACAAACACAAAUGAAGGCAAGGAAUUACACACCAAGGAAUGUGAGCUGUGUACAUGUGAAAUGAACCAUUAUUUUGAAGCAGCUGCAGUAAAAUCUUAAUAUGAACUCAGAAGCAAACACAAUGCAAAUUUUUAUGGUUUCUUUAAAAUAUUUGAUGGGUUUUCAUUUUCUUAGUUUGGAGAAAAUUUAUUUUUGCUCUUACUGUAAAGAAUAAAAAUACACUAUUCUAGACAGACUACAAAUGAAGAAAAAGUGGCCAGUUGGCAGGAAUGCCAAAAUUUCUGUGGUCUGUAUUGUUUCUGUGCUGACACUAUGCUGCUGUCGAGUGAGCUACUGGAGUGGUGUGAUGGCUCAAAAGUCAGGCUGAAGCACAAGAUGCAGGUGUUGAGCCACCAAGACUUCAAUGGGAGCAUGACUGGGCCAGUUUGGAUCAGUCGAAAGACAGCACAUAAGGAAAUAAAAGACAACUUUUCCUGACAGGAGAAAAGCAAGGAACCAAAACCAGCCCAUUGGGCGAUGGUGCUGAAUCACUACAAACAUUUUUGAUCUAGACCCUGUUGGUGCAGGCUCCUAAUUCAGCUGGGGAGGCUUGCUCCAAGCCUAUGGUACUGGCAGGGUCAGGCCAGCAGAACCUGAAGCUUUGUAAAUUAAACUCAAAAACCAGAAAGCAACAACAAAAACAAGAAGAAAAUCCCAAAACCACAAAAAGAAAUCCAAAAACAAAACCAAAAAACAACCCAAGGAAGGAGAAAGCCAAUGCCACCAGGUAAGUGGCAGUUCUGCCUGACUGAGAAGGCAGAGUGGCUGGUCUGUCCUGAACACUAAUGUCUAUGUCUUGGACCUGUGUGAGUCUCUUGCUCCAGCCCCCUCCCACACAUUCCAGGCAGAGUGCAUUGAAAAUGUGACUGAAGCAGCUGCUCUCCUCUGGGGAGUCAAGCACUUUGCCAUGUCUGAAAGUCUCUAGCACUUACUUUAUUUACUGUGAUUGUAAAGGUCACCACAUACAGUACAGCCACUUGAUCUGGGAUCUCUUCUUAACACAUUUUUAUGCUGAUUUUACUAUAUUUGGAAUGUAUUUUUUUUCUCAUUUCUUCUGUGUGUAACAGCAAUUGAAAAUACUAAUUUACUCAGUAUUUUUACUGUGCAGAUACAACGUCUCCUUGCUCAUUUUCUGUUUCUGUCACUGUUUCAGGAUGGAAUGUGAGGCCCCUCUGUGGUGGGCAGCUUUGUGCCAUUGUUAUACCCUGCAGCAUAAUUUGUGCUGGAGCUGCUCAGCACCCCACUAAAGCUGACUGUCACAGUCAAGCCACAGCAUUCCUACCUGGGGAACCCUGAAAAACACCCACAUUCACUCUACAGAGUACAUCCAACACAAACCAACCAGGCACCUGGCUGGUGUUACACCACAUCCUGCGUGCCCUGGGAUGCCAAUCUCUGGGGCAAGCUUGUCCCUUGCUGUUCCAGCCAAUCCCACAGACAACUGCCAUUUGUCCACACUUCCAGGGAGAAGGGAGCUUGCUGCACAGGGCUGCUCCACAAGACUGCUCACUGCCAAGAAUUCCCAGACUAAUGGCCAAAUCUCUCUUGCCCCUUGCCCAGGAAAAAAUUCCAGGAGGAAAGGAGUGGAGUAGUCUGCAGAUUUUUCUCUGGCUGGGGAUCUGAUGCCAGCUUCUUCAGCUGUUUGAUGCAGUGGCACAGAUAUUUUAUUUCAUUAAUCCUGAACCAGGCCAUCUGUCACCAGUGGAACAGGUUCCAAGGAUUUAUAGCAUAGAAACACAGUGGGUGUAAGUGCUCCCAGUGAGUUAAAUGGAUCUGCUCCCAGGCUUAAUGGAGACUCCUUCAUCCUCCCCUCCUGAAGUGGAAUGGUUCCUCAUGUAAGAAUUAAUCAGUACCAGGCAGAUAUACAACCAAAUUAUUUUCAGGGUGGCCUAAAGGGGUUAACAGGAGGCAAAAGGGAGUGAUUCUCUCCUCUUCCUUUUAUUUGGUCUUUUACAAUUCCUUUCAAAAUCUUAAGAGGCCUGCUGGGAGGAGCAUCCUGUUUCCUCAUACCUCCGUCCUAGCUCCAGAUGGAACAAAAGUGAUACAAUAUUCUCAGACUGAGUGUGUCUGGGUGGCUAGCCACUGCUAUACUUUUAUUCCAGAACUGGCUCCUGGAAGAUUUCAGUCUACAUUAAAAGAACCAGUACCAAUGUGUGUAUAUUUGUAUUGAUCUACCUGUCAGCCUGUUCAGUGGUUCAGAUUUUCUGUAAUCCCUUAUCUAGGCAUGGCCACCAAGCAGUGAAGUUCCUGCACUUUCUGUGGCCAGCUCUUUUGCAAAGUGACUCCCUCAUUUGCAAAGCUGUAUUUACUUGGUAUUUCAAGGAUUUAAGUAUUUCAGAUUUAUGGCUUACUCUGUGUUUAUAUGCAAUCUCACAUAAAGAAGCCUAAAAUAUCAUGGAGCUCCUGCUGGGCUAUCUGGAGAAAAGGAGGCAGAAUCCAGGUCUCUUCUUGAACGUGGAAGCAGGAUUCUCUCCAAUCUUUGGCUCCUUUUAUUACCAUUAAGAUACAUUAGCAGAGGGUAUUAGAAAUGCCACCUUUAACAUCCUACUGUACAAAAUCACUUAGAGGGAAGGAAGAUGCAAACAACUGGAAGUGCCUCUGGUGAGCAGAAGCCCCACUCUACCACCUGGUCUAACUGACCUUCAUAGAAGCCAAGGGCAGCUGCAUUUUGAGCCACAUGAAGACAAACUACCCAGCCACAACAAUGCUGUUCUGCAUGCCAGACUAGGCACAACUAGUUCCAAUAAUUAGAUCUUGUGUUUCAACUUCUGCAAACUUCCUGUCCCUGUGUCCAUCUUUUUUUUUAAGGAAAAGAAAAAGACUAAGUGCCAUAAUUAGUGCAGUCAACUCUAAGUUUUGAGUGUAAGUCUCAAAAAGUUAUGGAUAAAAAGCUUUAUAAAAUUUUUAAAGGUUUUAAAGCUCUAUAAGGCUUUCCACUGUAUAAAGGAAAAAGUUGUCUGCUUGUAGUUUUUGUAGGAAGUGACAGUUCAAAUUUAGGGGAGUUCUCAUUUUCACUCCCAUUUCCCCUUGUUCACUUCAGCACUGUUCUGAAUAAUUCACUUUGGGUGUAAUAGUCUUUGUGUUCUUUGCAACCUGCCCUCUCCCAGCCUAAGGAAAAUUAUAUUCAUCCCCUCUGAGCUACAACAGCAGCAGAGCUGCUGUGUUUUUCACUGAGGUAGUGCAGUGCCCUAUUUUUUUUUUUUUUUGCAAAUAUUAUGAAAAGGGCUAAAACUGAAAAACAUGGCUAAGCAGAAGAGUGCAAUUAAAGAAGAGAAAUAGAAAAAUACUUAAGUAUUUGGUUUGUGUAGCAAGGCUUUGGUGGCAGGAGGGGACUGCAGGGGUGGCUUCUGUGAGAGGCUGCUGGAAGCUUCCCCUGUGUCCAGUAGAAGCAAUGGGUCCAAGUGUCUCUGUAUCAACACUAUUGAGAAGGGGAAGAAAACUGCAACAGCAACUGCAGCCAAAGAGAGGAGUGAGAAUAUGUGAGAGAAGUGGAAAGAGGGGCAAAGAUGAGGCAUGAUGAACUGACCACAGCUCCUAUUCCCCAUCUACCUGCACCAGUGGGUAAAGGAGGUAAAGAAUUCUGAAAUAAAGUUAAGCCCAGGAAGAAGGGAGCCCAGGAGUAGGGGAAAGAUGUUAUAAAACGUAGGGGUUUCCUUUUUGUACCCUACUCUGAUUUGAUUGGUAAUAAAUUAAAUUCCCCAA
Molecule: messenger RNA, 11096 nt
Organism: Vidua chalybeata
Lineage: Eukaryota; Metazoa; Chordata; Aves; Passeriformes; Viduidae
Gene: TMEM86A
Product: transmembrane protein 86A
Exons: 8
Coding region: 2043-2747 (234 amino acids)
Cellular component (GO): membrane
Source: RefSeq, a predicted model, not a curated record